This is a messenger RNA of Rhinocladiella mackenziei CBS 650.93, 699 nucleotides long. RefSeq lists its product as uncharacterized. The coding region runs from base 1 to 699 and encodes 232 amino acids. The record is from RefSeq and is a predicted model, not a curated record. NCBI's taxonomy places the organism in Eukaryota, Fungi, Ascomycota, Eurotiomycetes, Chaetothyriales, Herpotrichiellaceae. The transcript has 2 exons.
AUGGCAGACCAAAAUCCAGCACUCCCACAACCAGAUUUUGAUCGUCUGAAUCAAUCCACCCAAGUCUUCGCUGAAGAAACAGCAAAACUCAGAAACAUUCCUUCGUUGAGUCAAAGCAAUGAAAUUCUAGACACUCUGCGUCAGUUCAAUGCCCAAUUCACUCAGAUCAACAACAGACUCGACCAGGUCAAUGUCCAAUUCACUCAAGUCAAUACCAGACUCGAUCAGGUCAAUGCCCGAUUCAAUCAGGUCGAUGACCAAUUCAAUCAGGUCAGUAAUCAAUUCAAUCAGGUCAAUAAUCAAUUCAAUCAGGUCAAUAAUCAAUUCAAUCAGGUCAAUAAUCAAUUCAAUCAGGUCAACGAUCGACUCAAUCAGGUCAAUAAUAGACUCAAUAGGCUAGAUACAAACUUGAGCAAUCUUCGGACUGAGAUUCGGGCCAGGGACAGCAACUCCAUUGCUCGAGUUCAGAACGCCCAUCUCGUCAAGGACUCCGACACUCUUUUACCUCUUGUCAAUCCGGAAACUGGUGAUGACGCCCAAGGAUUUCCUGCAAAGCCUAGAGAUAUUCAGGGGAUGACGACCGGGGCGCUCAGUGCUCUCUUACUCAGCUUGGGACAAUCCGAUGAUGGAAAUAAACCCCAGAAGAUCAGAAGAUUGAGAAGAUUCGUUGGCCUCCAGGAAACGCCAGUCCAUACCUAA